AUGGGGGUGAAGCUGGAGGUGUUUCGGAUGACGCUCUACCUCACCUUCCCUGUGGCCAUGUUCUGGGUCGCCAACCAGGCCGAGUGGUUCGAGGACUAUGUUGUACAGCGCAAGAGGGAGCUGUGGCCACCUGAGAGAGAGGGCCAGCUGGAAGAAUUCAAAGAGCGGUUACGGAAGCGGCGGGAGGAGAAGCUCCUCGGGGCUGCCCAGCAGAGCUCCUGA
Messenger RNA from Chrysochloris asiatica (Cape golden mole), 222 nucleotides. RefSeq names its product PET100 homolog (S. cerevisiae) (gene PET100). Gene Ontology annotation, biological process: mitochondrial respiratory chain complex IV assembly. The record is from RefSeq and is a predicted model, not a curated record. Gene Ontology annotation, cellular component: mitochondrion; mitochondrial inner membrane. Bases 1 to 222 code for a protein of 73 amino acids. Lineage: Eukaryota; Metazoa; Chordata; Mammalia; Afrosoricida; Chrysochloridae. The transcript is spliced from 4 exons.